UUAAGUAAAUAAUUCUGUACUUUUUUUAAAGAAAGAAGAUCAAAUUGAUUUGAGGGGGGAAAUAGGUUUAAAACAUAUUCGGAAGAUGAAUAAAUAGAAUUGAGAAAAAAGAUGUAGAGAUAGAAGUAAGAAUGAUGAUGAAGAUAACUUCUGUUUCCUUCUGAUCUCUAAAGACUAUCAACAUUUCACACUUAUCUUUUUUGUUCUUCCUUUUUUCUUCUAAUUUGGGUUGAAACUUUUUGUUCAAUUUUGGUUAAGAAUUAAGGCAGAGAGAGACAGGGGAAUAAUAAGGGAGAGGGUGGACCCCAAUAAUUAUCUUCUGAGAACAAAUUAGCUUAAGUAUUGUUCGCUAAUUAAAUUGAAUAAAUCCGGUUGUCAGAAAGUAAUUUGGUGAUGAUAUUACUCUUUAAUGAAAUCUCUUCCAAAUUCAUCUCAGCUCAGCCUCCACCUCAAGCAUAACAAAUUUUCACAUACACACUCUCUCAUACAUAUUAUGUAAAUUUGCCACUCACUAUAUCGGCUAUCAGCUAGGCCAACAAACUUCAUAAUUUAUGAAUCGUCUGUCCUCCUGUGCCAGCAGUCACUGAACUUUAAAUUAUGCUGGUUUCAUUCUCCGACCACUCAGCAGAUAUUUAUUUCUGCAUUUACAAUUUUGUUCUUGUUUUCUCCCAUGAUAUAGAUCUAGGUGUUACAAGUGCCAUGAUGCAAUAAGUCUGUCAGAGAGUAAAAAACUUAGAGAGAGCAUGGACUGGAUCAAGAAAGUGGCUUUCCAGCUAAAAACUGUUAAAGGUGACGGAUGCACUCAUCUGGAUAAGUCUGUCAGCUUGAUCAAUGUGAAGAAGGCUCUCCAGAAUUAUGGCUUUGGACAGUGUUCCGUACCGCUGUGUGCUGCUGAUAGCUAUAUUGAAGAGGAAGAUGAUGAGCCUGUCAUCUGGCUUUGUUUAGCCUGUGGAAAUCAGGGAUGUUCUCGUUAUAGUCCAGCCCAGCACGCCUUGAAGCAUUAUGAAUCAGCCACGUCAGGCUCACAUCUCCUAGUUGUCGACCUGUUAAACUGGACUGUGUGGUGUUACAAGUGCCAUGGUUUCCUGUGCGAUGAUGCAAUCAUUUCUUCAGAGAGUGGAACACUAGGAGAGUGCAUUGAUUGGAUCAAGAAACAGGCUUUCCAGCAGAAACAAACGGACUACCACAAUUCAUCUGAUGAAGAAACUGUUAAAGGUGACGAAUGCACUCAUCUGAAUAAUUCUGUCAGCUUGAACAAUGUGAAGAAGGCUCUCAAGAAUCAUGGCUUUGGACAGUGUUCAUUGUGUGCUGGUGAUAGCUAUAUGGAAGAGGAAGAUGAUGAGCCUGUCAUCUGGCUUUGUUUAGCCUGUGGAAAUCAGGGAUGUUCUCGUUAUAGUCCAGCCCAGCACGCCUUGAAACAUUUUGAAACAGCCAGGUCAAACUCACAUCCCCUAGUUGUCUGCUUGUCAAAUUGGACUGUGUGGUGUUACCCGUGCCAUGAUUUCCUGUGCCUUGAUGCAAUCAUUCCUUCAGAGAGUAGAAAACUAAGAGAGUGCAUUGAUUGGAUCAAGAAACAGGCUUUCCAGCAGAAACCUGCAGAAAGAUCAGGCAGUAAAAAGAAGAGCAGAGAAGCAGAUGUGGAUGAGAGUCAUGUCAGAACAUAUUCAUCUCCGAUACGAUCACCUCUCCUUACAAAAGAGAGAUCACAACCUAAAUUUAGGCUCACGGAGAAGUUGGCCCCAACAGCUGCUGUAGAGACAGCCUCCUCCAGGACCAAGACUGUAUCAUCUGAUGAGGUGAUAGCAGCAAACCUGGCUGGUAGCAGGGAGCAGUUCACCAACCUGCAGAGACAGUUGCUGGGCCGCCCCGAGAAGCCCCAGGAGAUGCAGGAGCGGGAUGCUUUCCUGGACUGGGUCAAGCAGGCAGUGGCAGGCCUCGAUAAGACUCUCUGGCGCAACUUCCAGCGCGAGAUACAACAACUCGUCAACCACUACGUUGACAUGCAGGACCAGCAGCAACAGGAACAACAGGAACUCCGACCUAGACCAGGCCUUUCCACAAACCAGGACAGUGACCCCUGCCCCAUGCAGCGGCGAACUCCUCAAUCACAACUGCCUUACCAGGUAGUUAACACUAUCCCUGUGUUGGGGUCACAGGAGGGUGCAUGGGUGCAGCAGCAACAGUUCCAGCAGCUAGUCAGUCCAUCAUCUACCCCCUCCAUUGACUCCAGCACCCCAGACAGACCGUCCCAGGAGAGGCCAAGCAUGAAUUUUACAGGCUUCAGUUCCCUGUUAGAUAGUAUGAGUGAACAGCAGCAAGAUCACCCUGCCAGCAGCAGGCCAGCUACUCAGAGACAUUUUUAGAGACUUUACACAGACUUUUCCAUGUUUUGUACACAAAUCACGAAAAUGAGUGAUUCAGGCUGACAUGCAAAGACAAAAGGUAACUAAGAUUCUUUUGAGUUAACAAAUUAUCAUGAACAAUGUAGAGGCUAUAUGUAGAGGCUAUAUAGGGUUAAUACACAAAUAUUUUGCACUUCUUUGGGGAAUUUCUGGGAUAUUUGUGAAAAAUAAAACAAUUCACACUCCAGUCCAUAAAAUAGACGCAGUAUUCACAUCGGAGGUAACACAAGGUCAAAUCUAGUAAAUGCCAUUUAUUUCAAAACCUGAAACUUUUAAACAGCCAACCAAACAAUGGUAAAUAAGACAAAUUCCAAACCUCAGUCCCAUCUGUAUACAUAUAAAAACAAAUCACAUUGCUGGGAAGACUUGUUCCAUAUCAUAAGUUGCCAAAAAUAACUUAUGUACAAAUUCCUGUAGGGUGUUGCGGACACUACAUUUUAUACAUGUAUAAUGCUAUUCAUUGAUGCAAUAUAUAAGUUAUCCAAUUACUUUUUCUGUCAUUAUGGUUGUUGCUGCAUAUCUUGAGGCCUACCGGUAAUUAAAAUUUGAAAAACCAACAGAGAGUACGGUAUUUUUUUCAAAUCUGUUCAUUGCAAUUUUCCAGUUCGAGGUACAAAAAGCUAAAAAGAAAAACAUGUAAAAUGAAUUUUUAAAUUUUAAAAAUUUGAUAGUAUUGGCUGAUACUACUACUUAUAAACUUUUUAACCAAAACAUACUUUUACACCAUGUCCAUAUAAAAAAACAGACACUCAUUCUAUUUUGAUGCAUCAAGAUUAAGUGCUCUACAAUUGACUUUAGCCUGUUACAGGUCUCUUUGUAAUUGACAGAUACUCAUUUAUCCAGUAUGGAAUGUUAGCCAUGUGUUUUCUUCUGCCAACUUUGGUCUAUGAACAUUAUUUGGUCCUGAAACAAGAACCUUUGAGAGAUUAUUCCUAAGAUCAAUUUAUAUAGGAAUUCUUGUAAUUUGGGGUACUAAAGGCUGAAAUUCCAAUAAAAUGCUUCAAAGUGUCAGGUUAUCAGUGAAAAAUACCGGCUUCAUAUAACAACAAAACAAUCGUUCUGUUUUAGUGCAUAAACAUGUAGUAUAUGAUGUCAAAAUUAACUUAUUUACAACUGUCUGUAGCUUGUUACAGACACUACAGCUCAUACUGAUACAGGCGCAUUGGUCAUUUAACAAUGUGUUAUCUGCCAACUUUCAUUUUGGGGCAGUGUUUCAGCAAUUCAUGAAAUAGGAGACUUCAAGAGAUGUUUCACUUGUGCAAUAUAUUGUCCAGUGAGAACUAGAAGGGCGAUAAUGCCAUAGACGUGCAUCCUGGUUUUAAACAGUAAAUCAAUAACGUCCUUCUUGCUUUCACCAGUGAUAUAUUAUAGACUUUAAUUGAUUCAUGUAUUUUCACGUGAGAGUGUUUUAUAAACUAUUGGUGCGUACACCAAUGGACAAAACAUGGCAACUUAUCUUCAUGUAUUCAUAUUUCAAUGAUAUCCUUGCUGAUAUGUAACACCACAGUCUUUCUGAUGCUUAUCAUAGCAUAGCAUCAUUUCAAUACAAAUUUACUGUCCAGCUUUUCCACCUCAUCCUGAUUAAAGCGAUGGUAUGCUCACUAACUUGUACAAUGGCUGGUUCUUCCAUGAUUCGUAUUAUAUUAGUCUUUGGGUGUGUUGCCUCUCUUUCCGCUGUAAAUUCACACAUAGUUGUGUUGCUUCUUAUUAUGAAUGUGAGCUGGAAGUGUUUGCCCUGACAUCAGUUGCCUGAAAAAUGUGGAAAAAUUAUCAAUUGAUUUCAUGCAUAAUAGCUGCAUAUUUGAGUCAUCUUAGGCUUGUACAUUGUAACUUUGAAAUUGACUACAAGUAUUUUAGACAUUUUUUAUUUAGAUUAGCAAUAAGAGGAAUUAUAAAUGUUCUUACCAUUGCCACGUAAGCAAUUUCUUAGAAACAGUACAGCAAUGUAAGUGUAAUAAGGAUUUCGAUCCUGCAAAAUAAAAAAUAGUGCAAAUAAAAGUUUUAAGAUACAUAUUAUGUAUACAUGAAUAUAGAUGUAUUGACAUUUUAUUUUCAUAUCAAGGUUAAUGUUAACUUUAACAUAUGUACAAAAAUGUACCUGUCUGCAGAAGUUGUAAAUGUUUUAUAUGAAUAUUUUGAGGUAUUGUAUUUAUGAAUAUUUGUGUUAGUAACAGGCACUCAACUUAAGCAAAAUUGGCUGUAAAGUUGCAAGUGUAUAGUAAUGUAUAGUACAGUGAAAUGCAAUUUAUAUAUUUCAAUACAAACUUACGUGUCAAUGUGGUGUGGUCGAGAUGACCAGCAUACAGAUCUGGUGUGACAUCAGCAACAGCUUCUUGAUGGGCCCAGUAUUUGCAUCCACACUUGUGGAGCCUGUGUCAGUUUCUUGUCUUGUGUCUGAUGUGUGGGUCUCCCUCUACACUUGCAGCUGAUAAUAUUUGGUCAAAGUUAAUAUUUGGUCAGACAUGAUUGCAUCAAAGUGGCAUCAAUUGAAUGGUCUCCAUUUGUGUUGGGUGUACUUGGUCGUAGCUGGACUCUUGUUACCCUUUUUGUGUUGCUUGCUUUCAGUUUCAGUUUAAGUUUCAGUUUAUUUUCAUAUUUCACAUUUUGUAUAAUACAUCAUUACAUUUGGCAUGUUACAAUUUGUGUAAUCAUUUUUGGAUGCAUUUAUACAAACAAAAAGAAUAAUACAUAAGACUAAGUUAAAUAAAGGAAGAAAUAUGAUGGAGCCUAACCGGAAAGCAAUGCUUGUAGUAGGUCAUAGGCUCCGGAAGUUAUAACAAUAAUAUAGUCUUGUGUUUAUUAAAUAACGUAAUUUAAUUAAAUUGAAACUUAUUAUGAAGAAAAGAUAAACAAUGUUCAUAUACUUUGUUCUUGAGCUUAUCCAUAACCUUCUGUUGUUUCUGUUUUUUCUCUCAUUCUGCUUUCGCUCUCUUUCUUUGAUCUUUGCUGCUGUGCAUUUACCAGCCAAGGACAUGGCAAUUGAAAGUGUUUGUUUGAUUUUUUCCCUGUCCUGAACUUUCUCAUGUACUCUAUUUUAAAUUUUUUUUUUGCAUUAAUGCUGCAUCGUGCAAACCGCGUCCAAUCUAUAUAAAACAAACCUUCAUACACGUUUUCUUGGUCAUGCAUGCUUACAGUAUUUAUAUGUGACUGAGACCGUCUGGAUAUCAACUCAUAAUAGCAACAAAACAAAAUGCAGAAGAAAAUUAUUUGACAGGCAGAAAGCAACGCAAAAAUGAUCAUGCAUUUGCAUGUAAGUGUGUCAUUAGAAUUAUUGAUAUUGUUUCAUUACAUCUUGUGAUUAGUAUGCAUUCAAGCUUUUGGAAUUGUUUGUGUGUAUUUGUAUGAAAGAAAGGGUUUGGAAAUGCACAUGAUGCAAUUUCAAAUGCAAUUUACUGUGUGAAACGCCAUGUCGAAUACUUGAAUACUCUUUUUAAAAAAAAUUUUGGAGUCACUUUUAUACAGUAAUACAGAAUUACAGAUAUGUGCAAGCCAACCAAUUUUGUUUUUAAUCAUCUCAACCACAACCUUUCUAAACCUGAUCAAAUAUGGGACAUGCACGGCCAGGCACUAGUAUAUAGGAAAUCUUCAAAUGUUAAUCAGUUAUAUGACAAAAUAACUUUUCUUUUUCCUUACGAAAAAGUAUACAUGUACCGGUAGUCAGGCCUGAAUUGAGUGGCAAAACAAUUAUUGUGUUAGAAGGAAAAACAUAUUUCAUGACAUUCCAAUACCAUUUCAAUACCCCAAUAACCAAUAUUAUUGGAGAGUUGUUCUUUUUCAAAACUUACUCAAUAAAAAAAAGUAUUAUUAACUGGCCCAGAUACUUCAGCCUCUCACGAAACGCAAGUAGUGUCUCAGGCCUAGGCCUGAGGUGUCUUUCCAUUUUCAUGUUGUUGCUCUUUGCACGCUAUUUUGUAUGGGGUGGUGGAGUAUCCGCCUAUACAACUUUAAUCGUACAAAAACUACAAAUUGUCUUUCUUGGCACGUUUGUUUGUUUGGUAUAAAACACAACUUGUAAUCAUAUUAUAAUUAUCAUAUUACAGGUCAAUAAAGUCUACUUUUUUAAACUCAA
Molecule: messenger RNA, 6471 nt
Organism: Strongylocentrotus purpuratus (purple sea urchin)
Lineage: Eukaryota; Metazoa; Echinodermata; Echinoidea; Camarodonta; Strongylocentrotidae
Exons: 11
Coding region: 744-2363 (539 amino acids)
Molecular function (GO): zinc ion binding
Source: RefSeq, a predicted model, not a curated record